Molecule: messenger RNA, 1278 nt
Organism: Nelumbo nucifera (sacred lotus)
Lineage: Eukaryota; Viridiplantae; Streptophyta; Magnoliopsida; Proteales; Nelumbonaceae
Product: proteasome subunit alpha type-1-B
Biological process (GO): ubiquitin-dependent protein catabolic process
Cellular component (GO): proteasome core complex, alpha-subunit complex; proteasome core complex
Source: RefSeq, a predicted model, not a curated record
UCAUUUAUAGAUUAUAGUACCUUGGCUUGAAGAGUAAGAAAACUCCGACUCCGAGACUUAUAUAAAACGAAAACCUUCGUUGUUGAAGAAGAAAGAAGAGAGAGCAAACAACGUGAAUAUAAAGGAGAGGAACCGUUUAUUCCUUUGCUUCUUCAAAGAUGUUCAGAAAUCAGUACGAUACAGACGUCACGACAUGGAGUCCAGCAGGUCGACUUUUUCAGGUGGAGUAUGCAAUGGAGGCCGUGAAACAAGGCUCGGCCGCAAUUGGUCUCCGAUCGAAGACUCAUGCCGUUCUGGCAAGCGUUAACAAAGCCAAUUCGGAGCUUUCGUCGCACCAGAAGAAGAUUUUCAAGAUCGACGAUCACAUUGGCAUCGCUAUUGCCGGCCUCACCGCCGAUGGUAGAGUCCUCUCGAGAUAUCUCAGAUCCGAAUGCAUCAAUUACAGCUUCACUUACGAGUCUCCUCUUCCGGUUGGGAGACUCGUAGUUCAGCUAGCCGACAAGGCGCAGGUUUGCACACAACGGUCCUGGAAACGGCCUUAUGGUGUGGGUUUACUGGUUGCUGGCUUGGAUGAGUCUGGAGCUCACCUUUAUUAUAAUUGUCCAAGUGGCAAUUACUUUGAGUAUCAGGCUUUUGCUAUUGGCUCUCGUUCACAGGCUGCAAAGACUUACCUGGAGCGCAAGUUUGAGACUUUCAUGGACUCAUCCAGGGAAGAACUGAUAAAAGAUGCACUCUUUGCAAUCAAGGAGACCUUACAAGGCGAGAAGCUGACCAACUCAAUCUGUACUGUUGCUGUGGUUGGAGUGGGGGAGCCAUUCCACGUCAUGGAUCAGAAAACUGUACAGGAAGUGAUCGACUCAUUAGAGAUUACGGAAGAGCGUGCUGACCAGGGUGCAGCGAUGCAGGAAGAUAGGAGCCCAGAAACUGCCCCAAUGGAUAUCUGAUGAUGGGAGAGACAGCAGCAGACUUGUGUCCCCAGCCUGUUAUAGAAGGGAGCUAGGGUAGUUCUGCGAAAUGGAACAAGGGAAUCGGGUGGUGCCAACAAUUUUUUUUUUUUUUUUUGUUUUUUUAAUUACCAUGGAGCUCAUUAGCAUUCGACGUCAUCACUCAGAGGAAGAAAACAUACUUUUUUUUUUCUUUUAUGUUGGAUCCAUGUUAAGGUUAUUCUGUUGCAUGCUUGGGUUAAUUUCCUAUUUCAGUUUGCUAUAUGGAACGCCUUGCCUUGAGAAACAGACAAAUUAUGCACAUGAACCUCGCUAAAGAAUUUCUUUCAAAAGC